AUGGAUUUCUUAAACGAUUCAAAUUUUUCCCUCGGAGACACUAACUCAACAACAACAGCUGUAGAUGGGGCCCUUCACUGCAGUGCCGUCCUCCCAGUCAUCUUUGGCAUCAUCUGCUUUCUAGGUAUCAUAGGAAACUGUAUUGUCAUCUACACCAUCAUGAAGAAGACCAAGUGUCGCGCAAAGCAAACUGUCCCAGACAUCUUUAUUUUAAAUUUGUCAAUUGUUGAUCUCCUGAUUCUCCUUGGGAUGCCUUUCCUCAUCCACCAGCUGCUGGGCAAUGGCUCCUGGCAUUUUGGAGCUGCAAUGUGUACGGUCAUCACUGCGCUUGACUCCAAUAGCCAGAUUGUCAGUACUUACAUUCUCACUGCAAUGACCUUUGACCGUUACUUGGCUACUGUCCAUCCCAUACGCUUCAACUACAUCCGCACACCGUGUGUGGCAACGCUGGUCAUCGGCCUGGUGUGGUCGCUGUCUUUACUCACCAUCAUCCCUGUGUGGAUGUACGCAGGCCUGAUGCCUCUGCCAGAUGGCCUGGUGGCUUGUGCUCUCCUUCUGCCUGAUCCAGUCACCAACACAUACUGGUUUACACUUUACCAGUUCUUCUUGGCAUUUGCUAUACCUUUGGCCAUCAUCUGCCUUGUGUUCUUCAAGAUCCUCCAGCACAUGUCCACCAGCGUGGCACCGCUGCCUCCACGGAGUUUGAGGGUGCGCACCAGGAAGGUGACCCGGAUGGCAGUGGCCAUCUGCUUGGCUUUCUUCAUCUGUUGGGCCCCUUACUACAUCCUUCAGCUGGUCCAUCUAGGGGUGCAGGAGCCAAGCCUGGCUUUCACCUACACCUACAACAUAGCCAUUAGCAUGGGAUAUGCUAACAGUUGCAUCAACCCAUUCCUCUACAUUAUCCUCAGUGAGACCUUCAAGAGGCAGUUUCUCAGGGCUGUACGCCCGGUUAAUAGGAAGUUCCGUGUGAACCCGAGCACCACAGAUGGUGGCAGUGUGAGCGUGAGAAUGAUACCUGAAGGGGCUCAGCAGCAGCAUGCCUCUGAGGAGAUUGUACCACCCAAUGGUGCCCCACAGUGA
Epinephelus moara (kelp grouper) is the source of this 1080-nucleotide messenger RNA. It is a transcript of the gene mchr1a, whose product is annotated as melanin-concentrating hormone receptor 1a. The transcript has 2 exons. Gene Ontology annotation, cellular component: neuron projection; membrane. Gene Ontology annotation, molecular function: melanin-concentrating hormone receptor activity; neuropeptide binding. The record is from RefSeq and is a predicted model, not a curated record. Gene Ontology annotation, biological process: neuropeptide signaling pathway. Lineage: Eukaryota; Metazoa; Chordata; Actinopteri; Perciformes; Serranidae. The coding region runs from base 1 to 1080 and encodes 359 amino acids.